GGGUUAACCUUAGUUGACUUGAGUUGUUUUGUUUUAUAUCGAUUUUUUUUUAAUUUUAUCUUUUAACACUUGAUUGAUUGAGAAAUGAAUUCAUAAUUUGUUUCAAUUUGAUUUUUAUUAGGCUAUCCUGGUUUCAUGAUCUGAAUUACGAGUUUGAUAGAUUAAUCCGGAUUUGAUGACGAAUACAUGGUCAUGGGAUCAGCAAACGUUAACAAGAUAUCCUUGGAUGGUUCAAGGGAUACAGAAAUUGCUAUGGGGGCUUACCAACCAACAUACACAUGGGCAAGAAAAAGUUCUCGUCCACAUGGACAGGUAUAUGGUUACCGGAUGUCUCUUUGGGCAGAGCAUCUAGGCAACCUCGAGGAAGCUUUCGGCGAGCCUCAACACCUUGAAUGCAUGAAACGAGUGAGAAAGAUUUCCAGACACAACUGGAAAGCAUAUGUUUCCGAGGAGGGUAAAGAAAUGAGAGGACACUUGCUACAAUAUCCAAUUCAAGUGAGCAGAAGUGGAAAAGUGAGCGCAUUGCCAGGUCAUGAAACAUUUCCUGAUGUUGGUGGCAAAGUUCUUGGAUCACCCACCACCCUUCCUGAUGUUCUAACAACGUAAAUUCAGCUAAAGCUUUCACGCUAUGGAGUUCACCAUGUAUAACUUCAUCUGAGCUGCUUCUUGUUGCACAAAAUAGUGGGGAUCCUGUAGGCACAACAUUGUUGAAACAUCGAACAUGUACACAAAAGGUUGUGACUUAUUCAAACACACAGAGCUAGUGGUAGGUUUGAUGAUGUUUCAUGGCAAUGUUGCAAGAGGUUUACAAGAAUUUGGUACCAUUAUUUAUUAAAU
Populus trichocarpa (black cottonwood) is the source of this 837-nucleotide messenger RNA. Its product is annotated as phospholipase D gamma 1. Gene Ontology annotation, cellular component: plasma membrane. Gene Ontology annotation, molecular function: D-type glycerophospholipase activity. Lineage: Eukaryota; Viridiplantae; Streptophyta; Magnoliopsida; Malpighiales; Salicaceae. The record is from RefSeq and is a predicted model, not a curated record. The transcript is spliced from 2 exons. Gene Ontology annotation, biological process: phospholipid catabolic process. The coding region runs from base 187 to 606 and encodes 139 amino acids.